AUGCGAUUGACUGGCAACGCCCAAGACGAAAAGAGAGCUUCACACAUUGAAGAAGCACCUAUCACUAGGACCACCGAAUCAAAGGCACCGCGUUACUCCCUCUGGCGCCUGACUGCUACGGUGGUAUCGUUCAACAUACCUGACUGGCCCUAUGGACUCACUGGCAUCCUCUGCGCAUUUUUGACGGGUGGUGCAAUCCCUGCCCAGUCAGUCCUUUUCGCCAAAUCCAUAGCUUCCCUCGCUUUACCUCAGGACGACGAUGCAAAGUCUCAGGUCGCCUUCUGGUCGUGGAUGUUUUUCCUUCUUGCUAUAGUCCAGCUUUUCGCGUACCUGGUACAGGCAUAUGUCGUAGCGUGGUGCAGCGAAAAACUGAACUUGGCUGGAAUUUCCGGUUCGACCCUCAGUACGAUCCUCUCUGCGAUAGUCACUCUUUUUGCCGGAUUUAUCAUCGCAUUGGCGAUUGGCUGGAAGCUGGCUUUGGUAUGCAUCUCUACAGUUCCAAUCGUACUUGGAUGCGGUUUCUGCCGCGUCUGGGUGGUUGCUCGAUCACAGGCACUAUCAAAGCAGUUUUACGAAGAAUCUGCGUCUUAUGCGUGCGAAAACACUUCCGCCAUCCGCACCGUGGCGUCUUUGACGCGAGAAGAUGAGGUGCUUUGCAAUUAUCGCCAACAGUUGCACGAGCAAGGAAAACGCUCCCUCCUCUCAGUCUUGCGCUCCAGCGCACUCUACGCGGCAUCUCAAAGCCUCGGAUUUGCGGUCAAUGCCCUGGCCUUUUGGUACGGCGGCCAACUCAUUGCUCAACACGAGUACUCAAUUUUCCAAUUUUUCGUGUGCUUUUCCGCCACAAUCUUUGGUGCACAGUCCGCCGGAAUCAUCUUUAGCUUCGCGCCUGAUAUUGGGAAGGCCAAACAAGCCACGACUGAUUUAAAGACCUUACUUGAUCGCAGGCCGAUUAUCGAUAGCUCCUCGACGGAAGGCCAAUAUCUAAAGAGCACCAAAGGCGACGUUGAGUUCCGCGACGUGCAUUUUGAGUAUCCAGUUCGGUCGCACGUCGCUCUUCGGGGCCUUAACCUUCACAUCAAACCUGGCCAAUACGCGGCACUUGUCGGAGCGUCUGGAUCUGGAAAGUCGACAGCGAUUUCGCUCCUUGAAAGAUUCUACGACCCGAAAAGUGGCGCCAUUUACUGGAUGGAAUCGAUGUGA
Molecule: messenger RNA, 1203 nt
Organism: Parascedosporium putredinis
Lineage: Eukaryota; Fungi; Ascomycota; Sordariomycetes; Microascales; Microascaceae
Source: the annotation of a GenBank genome assembly